AUGGAGGACAAAUCUGGUCACGGGGGCACACAGCUGCCUAAUCAACCUUCUAGUCUUACGCCACGUCAUUUAAAUCCACGGAAUCAUCGUCGGCAAAGAGAACCGGAUGCAAACCAGUCAAAUCAACGUCGUCGGAUACAUGGGACAUCUGCAAACAACAACAACAACAGCCGAGGAAAUCAAAACCAAGAAAGGCGUUACACGGUCGCAAUUAGUCCUUUUGGCAAUCAUGUGCAAUUCCAAAUUGAUAAUGAAGGUAGGACAAUAACAGUUCACCUAGAUGCAGAAGUGCGUCGCUUGUUGAACGCUGGGCGUACAAGUACAGAUGACCUAGAUGGCAUGAGUUAUGAGGGAUUAAUGGAGUUGGAAGAAAGUAUUGGCAUAGUAGAAAGAGGGUUACCAAAAGAAACUAUCUCAAGUCAUCUGAAAUCAAGAGUUCGUACCACAUCGGCAGAGGAGGAGACUGAAAUUUGCACCAUAUGUCAAGAUGUAUAUGAGAACAAGGAUAAGAUUGGAACUCUCGAUUGCCAACAUGAAUACCAUGAGAACUGCAUUACACAAUGGUUGGUACAGAUGAACGCUUGCCCUAUCUGCAAAAGACAAGGUCUGAAAACCAUGGAAGAAAACAUGACAAAAGUGAAAGAAUGCUAG
Messenger RNA from Papaver somniferum (opium poppy), 651 nucleotides. RefSeq names its product probable E3 ubiquitin-protein ligase ZFP1. Bases 1 to 651 code for a protein of 216 amino acids. The record is from RefSeq and is a predicted model, not a curated record. Lineage: Eukaryota; Viridiplantae; Streptophyta; Magnoliopsida; Ranunculales; Papaveraceae. The transcript has a single exon. Gene Ontology annotation, molecular function: ubiquitin protein ligase activity.